AUGAAGCCCAGAGUGUACUCAAUUUGUUCGAGGAUGGAGUGGGAAAAUUUGGCUUGCCUAACAGAUUGCGAGGAGAUCUUGGAACUGAAAAUAUUUCUGUUGGCUCAGUACAUCAUUGACAGGCGAGGAACUAACAGAAGUAGUUAUAUAACAGGUCGAUCAGUACAUAAUCAGAGAAUUGAACGUUUAUGGUCUGAAGUUAACAGGGUGGUGACAAAACAUUUCAAAGAAUUGUUCAUUGCCAUGGAAGAUGAGAAUAUUCUCAGUGAACUGGAUGAAAUUGAUCUAUUUUUCCUCAGAUAUGUAUUCCUGCCUAGAAUACAAAAUUGUUUAGAACAGUUUGUAGAUCAGUGGAACAAUCAUAACUUGAGCACCAUGAGAGGGUAUUCUCCAUUACAGCUAUGGCAACUGGGGAUGAUUGAUAAUGGGUUUGAUGUUGACAUGAAUGAUGAUCCCCAAUAUGAUACUAACCCUAUGGACUAUGGAGUUGAUAUAAAUGAUCCCAUUACAGGAAUUAUUACACAAAAUAAAAUAUCAAUACCACUUCCUCACCCAGAUGUCAUGGUAUUGGAGCAAGAGUUGCGAAGAAUAGUUCCAAAUCCCCUGAGUGAGGAUGGUAGAUAUGGAAUCAACCAGUAUCUGUCUGUUCAACAUUUUUUAAGAGCUUCCCUUUCAGUGAGUGGAGACUAG
This is a messenger RNA of Phaedon cochleariae (mustard beetle), 690 nucleotides long. NCBI's taxonomy places the organism in Eukaryota, Metazoa, Arthropoda, Insecta, Coleoptera, Chrysomelidae. The record is from the annotation of a GenBank genome assembly.